CCUAAUGUGCAACAGGUUCAUGACUCGGAAUUGGGUAAAGCACACGAGUCGAAAAUACGAUGGCUGCACCACUGCUGAGGGGCCUGCCACUCCUCCGUCACCGCCUCCACCUCCACCGCCGCCGCCUAACACUUGGCUCGCUCUCUCUCCGCCCGUGGUUCACUUCUGUGGAAUCCAUCCCUCCUGACGACAAAACUGGUCCUUCCACGACCACCCAGACCACUACCAUUCCAGGACUGAGCGCCAGAGACUCAGUAGCAAACCCCAGAAGAUCUUGGGACGACCCAGAUUACCGAAAAUGGAAAGACAAGGAAGCUGAAAUACUCGAAGAUAUCGAGCCCGUAAUUUCUUUAGCCAAAGAAAUCAUCCAUUCUAACAGGUACAUGGAUGGUGAACGGCUAACUGCAGAAGAUGAGAAAACUGUGAUCGAGAGACUUCUUGCUUAUCACCCUCAUUCUGAAGAUAAAAUUGGAUGUGGACUUGAUUCAAUCAUGGUGGAUCGGCAUCCCCAAUUUAGACACUCAAGGUGCCUCUUUGUCGUGAGAACUGAUGGUGGAUGGAUUGACUUCUCCUACCAGAAGUGUCUUCGGGCUUAUAUUCGAGAUAAGUACCCUUCUCACGCUGAAAGAUUUAUAAAAGGACAUUUUAAGCGUAGCAGCAGUUAGGUGAUAAUGCAGUA
This is a messenger RNA of Coffea eugenioides, 679 nucleotides long. Its product is annotated as protein DCL homolog, chloroplastic-like. Gene Ontology annotation, biological process: chloroplast organization; chloroplast rRNA processing. Bases 60 to 665 code for a protein of 201 amino acids. The transcript is spliced from 3 exons. The record is from RefSeq and is a predicted model, not a curated record. Gene Ontology annotation, cellular component: chloroplast. Lineage: Eukaryota; Viridiplantae; Streptophyta; Magnoliopsida; Gentianales; Rubiaceae.